Messenger RNA from Archocentrus centrarchus (flier cichlid), 2131 nucleotides. It is a transcript of the gene ppp1r8b, whose product is annotated as protein phosphatase 1, regulatory subunit 8b. Lineage: Eukaryota; Metazoa; Chordata; Actinopteri; Cichliformes; Cichlidae. Gene Ontology annotation, molecular function: protein binding. Bases 44 to 1093 code for a protein of 349 amino acids. The transcript is spliced from 8 exons. The record is from RefSeq and is a predicted model, not a curated record.
CGUUUACCCAGCAUGCAGCUCUUCUUUGAGAAGCUGAGGCAAGAUGGCGACUAAAAUAAGCAAAGACAGUCCCCCUCCAUUUGAUUGUCCAUCGUGGGCAGGCAAACCGCCCCCGGGGCUCCAUCUGGACGUGAUGAAGGGAGACAAACUGAUAGAGAAACUGAUCAUAGAUGAAAAGAAGUUCUACCUGUUUGGGAGGAACCCUGACUGGUGUGACUUCACCAUCGACCAUCAAUCAUGUUCUCGUGUUCAUGCUGCCCUAGUCUAUCACAAACACCUCAAAAGGGUCUUCCUCAUAGACCUCAACAGCACACAUGGUACUUUCCUCGGACACAUCCGGCUUGAGGCCCACAAGCCUCAGCAGGUUCCCAUAGACUCUACAAUAUCUUUUGGGGCCUCGACACGGACCUACACCAUCAGAGAAAAACCCCAAACCCAAGGCAGUGCUGGCACAGGAGACAGUAAGACAGGAGAUGAUGAGGAGCUUAAAGGACUGCUCGGGCUUCCAGAAGAAGAGACAGAGCUGGAGAACCUGACAGAGUUCAACACUGCUCACAACAAGCGCAUCUCCCUCCUGACCAUAGAGGAAGGCAACCUGGAAAUCCAGAGACCCAAGAGGAAACGGAAAAAUUCCAGAGUUACCUUCAGUGAAGAGGAUGCCAUUAUUAAUCCAGAGGAUAUAGACCCCUCGGUCGGGCGCUUCAGAAAUAUGGUGCAGACUGCUGUCAUCCCCAUCAAGAAACGAAGAUUAGAGGGCCAAAACACUCUGGGCCUUGAUGACCUCACUUCAAAACGCAUGCAUGGCUACAGCUUGGCAGGUGGUCUCUAUGGGGACUUGCCUCCCACCAGUCAUGAGAACCAGCCAACAGGAGCUCCAGGAGGUGCUGCCAUGCAGGGAGGACUUCCUCUGCCAUUCCCUAACCCAGCACCAGAGGUGGACCUGGCCCCAGAGGCUCCGCAGCCGCCUGUCACCCUCAACCCCACACCUGUAACAGCCCCUUACCUACCAGAGACCCACAACGAGCCACGGAAAAAGAAGUACGCCAAAGAAACUUGGCCGGGCAAGAAACCCACCCCUUCACUACUCAUCUAACCAGUUCCUCAAAGCUGCUGACUCUCAGGUUACCAGAAGAAACAUCAUGUGAAAGUGGUGCUUCAGGCUUCUAAAAAUUCUAAAAAUGCAGCUAAUAAGCCAUUUGCCCUGUUCAUACAGUGUUCCGAUCCUAUUUGGUCUCUAGGUUUUUCCAGUAUAUUUAGUUUUUAAAUGGUUUGUUGCCCACUUUCCCAGCACAGGUGUACUCUUACAGCUCUGUUAUACUCAGCAUUUAAGUGAGCUUUUACCAAGAACUGACAGAAUAUAGCCGAAUAUACACUAGCACAAUAACAUACCAACUUAAAUGGAAAAAUAAAAGGUUAGUAAAAGCAGAAGUUGGAUUUAGACCAUUUUAAAUGUGAUGUAGCAUGUUAACAUCUCUCAUAAGAAAUAAGAGUGCAGUUUAUGCAGUGUGCUACUGUUUUCUUGAACAAAUCUGAGGAAUAGCAGGUGUGUCUUUCUGCACAGUAACAGCUUUAUGGUCUCCAUGUCGAACGUAAUCAGCUGUGACAUAGCUGGUUUAUAAAGACUGGCCAAAUUUAGGCGCACCAUUAAAUUGUAGUAUUUCUUAUAUAGUGUAGUGGUUUUAAUUUUUCUCUUAUAAAUGUGGACAGAGCAGACAUAGCAGUAAUUGGGAGGAGAGAUGGUUAGUGAUCUGUAGCAAAGGUUCCCAGCUAGAGUCUCAUCUUCGAUGCUGUGGCCAAUGCAGUAUGCAUUUUGGUCACAAGACUACCACAACACAUCGUUGUGUUUUCUUUUCAUGUGGUUCUUGGUCUGGUAUUGGCCAAAAAGUAAUACCAGUGGGCUGGUAGUUUUUUUUUUCUGUUCAGCAUGAGGUAACAACCGAAGGUGCAGCGCAUUUGAGGUGUUUUCACAAGAAGUUCAAGUGGUCAGUUAAUAGGAUCUAUAAAGCAGUGAAAGGUUGGACAUCUGAGAUAUAAAAAAAAAAAAAAAAAUAGGACAUUUCAUUUUUACAAACUGUGCUGGUGACUUUUUUUUUUGUCCUUGUGGGUGUGUGGAUUUUGUAAUAUGACUGUA